Molecule: messenger RNA, 1509 nt
Organism: Tilletiaria anomala UBC 951
Lineage: Eukaryota; Fungi; Basidiomycota; Exobasidiomycetes; Georgefischeriales; Tilletiariaceae
Product: P-loop containing nucleoside triphosphate hydrolase protein
Exons: 7
Coding region: 263-1351 (362 amino acids)
Biological process (GO): translational termination; translational initiation; ribosomal subunit export from nucleus
Molecular function (GO): ribosomal small subunit binding; ATP hydrolysis activity; iron ion binding
Source: RefSeq, a predicted model, not a curated record
UGACCACAUCCCCAGGGCCAUCAAAGGGAGCGCAACUGUUUCAGAGAUGUUAGACGGAAAGGUAGAGAUGAACAACAAGGAUGAUAUUGUUCGCUUGCUGGAUUUGCAAGAGGUUCUUGACAGAGACGUGAAAAACUUGAGUGGUGGGGAGCUUCAGCGGUUCGCCAUUGGCAUGUCAUGCGUGCAGAAGGCCAACAUGUAAGUUUCACCUGUUGAUGUGCGUGUGCUGUUAUGCUGACGAUCAUUCUUGGUGUCCAGGUACAUGUUUGACGAGCCGUCGUCAUACCUCGAUGUUAAGCAACGUCUGAAUGCCGCGCGUAUGAUCCGAACACUCUUAGACUCGAACACCUACGUCAUCGCUGUUGAGCAUGAUUUGUCAGUUCUCGACUACCUUUCCGACUUCAUCUGCUGCCUGUACGGUGUUCCCAGCGUCUAUGGUGUGGUGACUGUGCCGUCACCUGUGCGUGACGGCAUCAACAUCUUCCUGGACGGCUUUAUUCCCGCCGAGAACAUGCGUUUCCGAGACGAGAGCUUGACUUUCAAGAUCGCCGAGACUGCAGACGCAGAUGUUAUCGAGAGGUCCAAGACCUUUAGCUACCCCGCCAUGUCGAAGAAACUGGGCAGCUUCGAACUCGACAUUGAACCUGGCGAGUUCUCUGAUUCUGAAAUAAUCGUUUUCUUGGGCGAGAAUGGAACUGGGAAAACGACUUUUGUCAAGAUGCUCGCAGGCAAGCUCGAGCCGGACGUUGGCAAGGACAAGAUCCCGCAACUCAAUGUCUCGCUCAAGCCGCAGACCAUCGCGCCCAAAUUCCAAGGAACAGUGCGCAUGCUUCUGCUUAAGCAAAUCAAAGCUGCUUUCAUGCACCCGCAAUUCCAGACCGACGUUGUUAAGCCGAUGAGCUUGGACAACAUUAUCGACCAGGACGUUCAAACGUUGUCGGGAGGAGAGCUGCAGAGAGUUGCGCUUGUGCUCGCGCUGGGCAAGCCCGCGGAUGUCUAUCUUAUCGAUGAGCCCUCGGCGUACCUUGACUCCGAGCAACGUAUCAUCGCCUCCAAAGUCAUCAAGAGAUUCAUCCUUCAUUCCAAGAAGUCGGCAUUCAUCAUCGAGCACGACAUCAUCAUGGCGACUUACCUGGCCGAUCGCGUUAUCGUCUACGAAGGUCAACCAUCAGUCAAGGCGACAGCCAAGCGGCCUCAGAGUCUGCUGACUGGCAUGAACGCCUUCUUGGCGACGCUGGAAGUCACGAUGCGACGCGACCCGACCAACUUUCGUCCUCGCGUCAACAAGCUCAACUCAAUCAAGGACAAAGAGCAGAAGGGGUCCGGCGACUACUUCUUCUUGGGCGACUGAUCACAGGGGUGAUCUGAGCUCCGUAAUCAAUGCAUUUACACCAACGCCCAUCUGUCCUUUCAUUCGCCUGCCGCAUUGCAGCAAUUGGCUCAUGCGCUCAAGUUUUGCCUUCUCAGUCGAUCAUUCGGUUCUGGCUUGGCUGCGGAAUCAAAUUGUGC